Messenger RNA from Pyrenophora tritici-repentis Pt-1C-BFP, 2382 nucleotides. Its product is annotated as putative alpha-1,2-mannosidase. NCBI's taxonomy places the organism in Eukaryota, Fungi, Ascomycota, Dothideomycetes, Pleosporales, Pleosporaceae. The record is from RefSeq and is a predicted model, not a curated record. Gene Ontology annotation, biological process: glycoprotein catabolic process; protein quality control for misfolded or incompletely synthesized proteins; carbohydrate metabolic process. Gene Ontology annotation, molecular function: carbohydrate binding; peptide-N4-(N-acetyl-beta-glucosaminyl)asparagine amidase activity. Gene Ontology annotation, cellular component: cytosol; nucleus.
AUGUAUAGCCUCAUCAUUUAUCUGUGGACUUUCACCCACCUUACUACGCUAUCAUCAGCCAAACUACAAAUGAGGCUAACCGAAGAUGUCGAUGUAUUGAAAUGGGUCAACCCGUUGAUAGGCAGUCAAAAUGGUGGGAACGUCUUUUCAGCCGUUGGCGACGUUGAUGGCGCGAAUACCGGAGGCUUCUCUACUGACGGAUCAAACAUCACCGGUUUUUCAGCGCUUCACGAUUCUGGAACAGGGGGGAAUCCCAGUUUGGGAAACUUUCCCAUCUUUCCGCAGAUAUGCGCCCAAGACGACGUCAACUCAUGCCAUUUCCUGAUUGCAGCACGAGCGACCCCAUACAUAAAUGACUCAGUUGAAGCACGGCCGGGGUACUUUGGAGUCACUCUGAAAAAUGGAAUUCACGCCGAUAUGGCAGUCUCGGAACACGCUGCACUGUUCCGGUUCGACUUCUCAAAGGUGUCGACUGGCAAUGCGAGUGCCGACCCACUCAUCAUGCUUGACCUGACUGAUCUCUGGGCAAGUCGGCAGAAUGCUUCAAUCAGUAUUGACGCGAUUGAUGGCUCUGAGAGUGGAAGAAUGAAAGGCAACGGCACCUUCCUCCCAAGUUUUGGGGCAGGCACAUACCAGGCUUACUUCUGCCUGGAUGUUUCCGGGGGGUCCGUGAAAGACUCCGGAGUUUGGGUCAACAACGGAGCAGGAACAGAACCAAAGAAUCUUUACGUUACUCGGGGAUUCAACCUGUUCUACCUCCAGGCUGGCGGCUUCAUACGCUUUAAAGGUCCGCUCUCUGGGCCUGUACUUGCGCGUAUGGGUCUCGGCUUCAUUAGCACUGAUCAGGCAUGCCGAAACGCUGAGCGCGAGAUACCUGGUCCCAAUUACAACUUUGAUGGGCUGGUGAAAACAGCUGAAGCAGCCUGGCGCGAAAAGCUCAAGCCGAUAACAGUCGAAAAAGGAGACGUGGAUGACAGCAUGCUCGUCAGUUUCUGGAGCGCUGUCUAUCGCACGAUGAUAUCACCACAGAACUACACGGGAGAGAACCCACAUUGGCAGAGCAGUGAGCCAUAUUUCGAUUCGUUCUAUUGCAUCUGGGAUAUGUGGCGUGUUCAACUUCCGUUUCUCACGGUCUUGGACCCGGCGAUGCUGUCGAACAUGGUUCGAAGUCUACUCGAUACGUACAAACAUCGCGGGUGGCUCCCAGACUGCAUGAUGAGUACCUGCAGGGGUUGGACACAAGGCGGUUCCGACGCUGACAACGUCCUCGUUGAUGCUUAUGUGAAGAACGUCACUGGUAUCGACUGGGAACUUGCAUACCAAGCCAUCGUCAACGAUGCUGAGAACGAACCUCUAGAAUGGAGUUACCAAGGACGAGGUGGCCUGAACAGCUGGAAGAAAUUGAACUACAUUCCGUACCGCGAUUUUGACCCAGUCGGUUUUGGUACAAACUCUCGAAGCAUAUCCCGGACACUGGAGUAUGCGUACAACGACUUUAAUCUCGCAACUCUCGCUCGCGGCCUGGGUAAAGACACUACCACAAAAUACAUGUCCCGCGCAACGAACUGGCAAAACCUCUUCAAAGCAGACCAGACCUCUUCUAUCAACGGCGUCAAUACAAACUUCACCGGUUUCUUCCAACCUAAAUUUCUAAACGGAACUUGGGGCUUCCAAGAUCCCAUCGCGUGUAGCCCAUUGACGAGUUUCUGCUCCCUGACAUCAAACCCAUCCGAGACUUUUGAGUCGAGUGCAUGGGAAUACAUGUUCUUUGUUCCCCACGACGUCGGCAAACUCAUCGAACUAACAGGCGGCGACGAAACAUUCAUCAAGCGACUUGACUUCUUCCAUACCUCAGGUUUGGCAGAUAUUGGUAAUGAACCAGUCUUUUUAACAGUCUACAUGCCGCAUUUUGCUGGCAGACCAGCUCUUUCUGCCAAACGGGCGCGUUCCUACAUACCAUCAAGCUUUAACGACACCCUCCCUGGACUCCCCGGUAACGACGACUCUGGCGCCAUGGCCAGCUUCGCCAUCUUCAGCAUGUUUGGCCUCUUCCCCAACCCAGGCCAGAACGUCUACUUCAUCACACCCCCCUUCUUCCCUUCACUCUCCAUCACUAACCCAAUUACCAACGCUACGGCUACAAUCCACAACAUCAACUUUGACAAGGCCUACAAGAACAUCUACAUUCAGAGCGCCAAACUAAACGGCGAGACAUACACACGCAACUGGAUUGGCCACGAGUUCUUCACAAAGGGGGGCAUACUGGAGCUGGAGCUGGGAGACAAGGAGAGUGAGUGGGGAACCAAGGUUGAAGAUCGUCCGCCUAGUAUGUCGAGUAAGCAAGACACGGCGACGGCGGAUUUGGGUUUGAGGAUGGUGUGA